CCGAGGCGCCGCCGCCGCCGCCGCCGCCCCCCGCCCCGGCGUCUAUGGAAGUGAUGGACGGGCCCCUCAACCUGGCUCAUCAGCAGAGCAGGAAAGCAGACCGAUCAUUAGCUGCAGGGAAAUACGAAGAGGCCAUUUUGUGUCACCAACAGGCGGCUGCAUAUCUUUCUGAAGCCAUGAAGCUAACACAGUCUGAGCAGGCUCAGUUAUCACUGGAAUUACAAAGGGAUAGCCAUAUGAAGCAACUCUUGCUCAUCCAGGAGAGGUGGAAGAGAGCAAAGCGGGAGGAAAGGUGGAAAGCUCAAAAGACUGCUGACGGAACCCCUCAUCUUCUGAUGUCGUGCAGGCCGCUGGCUGAGGAUGGGUCUGAGGGCCCCAGCGUGCCCCGCUCUCAGCAGUUGAGUCCUGCCGCAGUGCCAGGGGUCCUCGACAGGGACCCAGACACUCUUCUUUUUCUCCUCCAGAAGAGGAAAGACCCGACAGAAGCGUGUGCUGGCAGCAAAGUCCCCAAAGACGACAGAACGACGAUAGAAGAGCAAGCGACCAAGAUUGCCGAUCUGAAGCGGCACGUCGAGUUUCUUGUGGCCGACAACGAAAGGUUGAGGAGAGAAAACAAGCAGCUGCGAGCCGAAAAGGCCAGGCUCCAGAAGGCGCCGCUCGACAAGGAAUUGGAUGUAGAUGCUGACUUUGUAGAAAAAUCUGAACUAUGGAGCCUGCCUCCCCCUGCAGAGACUGCCUCAGCUUCUUCUCCCUGGCAGGAGUUUGCAGCCAACACGGGGAAGGCCAAGGACAUUCCCAUCCCCAACCUUCCUCCCUUGGACUUUCCGUCCCCAGAGCUCCAGCUUCUGGAGCUCCCUGAAGAUAUUCUGAAAGGACUUAUGAACAGUUAAAUGGACGCUCACAAGGGGCUAAAACGGUGGUGGUAAGGGAGAAGAAAUCAAACAGUGAAAACAGCAAAAAGGGAAAACCACGGAGCUAGGGAUGGUCCGGUCCAGGUGGAGGAGAAGAGGCCUGGCCACGCCGUAGACCACGGUCACCGUGAAGCACCCAGCACAGCCAAGGAAUUGACCGCGGCUGAGGAAGCGACAGGUGGCAGGCACUAACCUCUCGAGGGUCUCUCUCCCAAUUCAAACCAAAUGGCGACCCGGAAUCACUUUUUUCAAGCAGCAGUUAUUUUUCUUCUCUUAACUUCAGGGUUAUGCUAUAUGUAAUAAUUAAUCUAUAAUGCCAUAAAGGAUAAUGCAAAAUCGAAUUAAUACAGGAGCCCAAGGGUGGCCUUGUAUUGGAAAGAUGCUUUCUAUCAUGCAUUGACUGCAUGCGUUUUGUUCUGCACAAUUUAUUAAUUCUAAUGAGGCAUGUCAGUUCCAUGCCUUCCUAGAUGAUCCUCCAUGUGCCACACUUUGCACUACUUCUAACAUGAUGAUAACCUCAAGACUAUCAGGAGAAAUGUUGAAAUUUCCACUUUAUGAAGAAAGGAACCAAAUUAUUAGUUCUGCUUUUUUUUUUAAAUUAUCAGUUUACAUAAUUAAUCAGGGUGCAUCCUAAGUUUUAACUUUCUGUUUGCUGUAUUAAAAUGUUAUGCAUCAUUUUUAAAAUACCCACAGAAUUAUCCCUUUGUUUUGAAUGGUGCAUGAAUGGAAGUAAUGCUAGUUGGCAGUAUUUGCAAGAAAUCAAUAAAAUAAUUGUGUUUUAUUA
Messenger RNA from Vombatus ursinus (common wombat), 1695 nucleotides. RefSeq names its product nuclear receptor binding factor 2 (gene NRBF2). The coding region runs from base 45 to 890 and encodes 281 amino acids. NCBI's taxonomy places the organism in Eukaryota, Metazoa, Chordata, Mammalia, Diprotodontia, Vombatidae. Gene Ontology annotation, biological process: autophagy. The transcript has 4 exons. The record is from RefSeq and is a predicted model, not a curated record.